UGGAUCUAGCUGGCAUCCACCAGCACCUUGCUCCCCUUCGUUCUGGGGAUGCAGUAUCCCCACAUCUCAGUGUGGUGUAUCAGUUGUUGGGGGGCUCCCAGCUCAAAAUGUGAGCACAGUUUCUCCCAGCAGCACGAGGCAGCUGCUCCACGCCCUUGAAAUUCCUGUGAGUGAGUUAAUUAUAAAUCACAGCCAGGCCCAUGGUGAUGGAAUCCGGCUGGCACAGGGCUGGUUCACAGCCAACCCUGGCCCAAUGGGGCACCCCAUGGUCCUUCCCCUCUGAAUUUUGCUUGGAUGCCCAGGAGAUCCCAUGGGGGGUCAAGGAGUGGGGAUGAUCGGGAGAUGCUGCAGGUGGAGGAGGGUGGCCCAAAGGCACAUGGGUCCCCAUUGGGGUCUUCCAAGCACAGGUUGCCCUCAUUGGAAGGGAGCUUGAAAACCUCCAGAUGGAGACUGCAAAACCUGUAGCAACCCCACAGCACGUCUGGAUGUGAUCCUGGGCAAGCGGCUCCUGAGCAGAGGGUUGGAUAUAACGUCCCACUGAUCUGUUGCAGCACAGGUUUCAGUUUGCAUUGCAGUGAUUUCCCUCCUGCCACUUCCUGAUGGCAGCAGAGUGUGUACCUUCAGCACAGCGAUGAGCUGGGGGAAAACUGAUAGCAAAGCGGGAGGAUUAGCUGGAGAAGGUGGAGCAGGCUGCACUAUUCAGGCUUUGUGAGGAAGAACAAUAGGGCCUUUAUUGGGGAAGGGAGGUGGUGGGGUUGGCAUGCUGGGGAUAAGUUGGUGUACAGUGUCCCUUAGGCAGCUGGGGGGACAGCAUGUAGGGGUGUGGGAUGGAACAAGUUGGUUCCCAAAGUGUCCCUCGGACAACUGGAAGGACAGGGAACUGAGAUGUGGGAUGUGGGAUGGGACAGGCUGGUAUCCAGUGCUAACCCUUGGCUAGCUUGGGGAAAAAGGACAUGACAUGGGACAGGUUGGAACUCAGAGCAUCUCUUGGCCAACUAAGGGGAUAGGGAACUUGGCCAUGGGAUGUGGGAUGGGGCAUUUUGGUACCUGAUGUGUCCCUUGGCCAGUUGUCGUGACAGGGAAGUAAGACAUGGAGCAUGGGAUCUGAUAUUCGACAACCCAGCAUGUCCCCUGGCUGGCUGAGGGAUAAGAUACUGGGACAUGGGAUGGGACACACUGGUAUCUAGUGUGUCUCUUGGCUGGCUGGGGCACAAGGAACUGGGAGGGGAUAUUUUGGUACCUACUGUGUCCUUUGGCUAGAUGUAGGGAGAGAGAACUAGGACAUGGGACAUGGGAUGGGACAGGCUUGUAUCCCAUAUGUCCUUGGCCAACUGAAGAGAUAAAUAUGAUAUGGGAUGGGGCAUGUUCCUUGGCCAGCUGGCAAGAUGAAGAAUCUGGGACAUGAGGGAUGAGAGAGUUUGGUACCCAUUGCAUCCCCUGUGGUGGGACUCUUGGGACACCCAGCUGAGGCCCUUUGUAGCUGAGAACAGACAGCAUCCCAUGCUGGGAAUGUCCCACACUGGGCACUGCCACCCGCUCCUGACCUCAGCAGAGGGAUGGAUGGGGAUGGAGGAAGCCACCAUCUGUGGGCUCCCCCUUGGCAGCAGUGCAGCUCUCCCUGAAUUGCUGCCUGGGUCUUUUCAUCUCAUCUCUUUUGUUUCAGGCUUAUUAUGUAAAUAGCUGAUGCAGCCCCUGUAAUGAGAAAGUAGUUUCCCAGAAUACAAAAGGCUGUAAUUAUCUCAUUAGCAGGCAGAAAGGAAAAGGAAGCGUUUCUGAGCCACUUGCUUUUAUUUCCCACAGAAGCUCAAGAAAGUGCAGCCCCCAAGGGUGACCUCAGUGUCCCAUCUCCUGCCACCCUGACUUCAUGCACAGAGAGGCACAGUGGGUCCUGAUGUCUCCUACCCAGCCACAUCCUGGGGGCUGAUGGCUUCUAACUGAGAGCAGUAACUCCAGGACUGCUGUGGGUCCCCUAUUCCCCAAAGCAGUAUUUCCCAGCAGGAUUCCCAAGCUGAGAUGAUAGUGUAGGUAUGGUGCAAAUGGCAGAGAUGAGUGGCCUGGGGAAAGGAGGAGAGCUCCAGGUCCUUGGAAAGCACAGGGAGUUCUCCUGACGUUGUCUGGAUUCUGGCGAUGGAAAAAGCUUGUGGGAGGGAAGUCAGCAAUUUGCACAGUCCGCAGACAGGUUCACGUCAAGCAGGGCUGUGCUUCUGUGCCAUAUUUCAGUGGUGGAAGAAAACCUGGCAGCCACCAAGUCAGGAGAGGGGAGAAGGAGUUGGGGGAGGUGCAGAAACAAUGAUUUGAGGGAUGGAAAGAAUGCCUGGGAGCGAGCAGUUGAGAAACCUCAUUCUGUUUUCCUCUUCAAAGUGAGGCAAUUUGAGAAGGGUGAAGGAGAAGAGGAGAUGCUGACAUGCUGGAGCCAGAUCAGAGCAGAGCAGAGGUGUCCCUGCUUCUUGCAUGCACUCAUGUGGGCAUGGUGGUAGAAAUGGUGGAGUCACCAUCCCUGGAGGUGUUCAGGAAACAUGGAGAUGUGACACUGAGGGACGUGGUUUAGUGGGCAUGAUGAGGACGGGUUAACAAGUUGGACUAGAUGAACUUAUUGGUCUUAAUGAUUCUAUGAUUGGCCUGCUUUGGGCCCAGCAUGGCCAUAAGAAGGUAGCACAUGAGCAGCAGUAACAAAGAAAACCUUGCUGGAGAAAUGAGGCAAGUCCAUCCAACCUCUGCAGCAAUCCUCCAUGCAGGGACAGGAGGUGGGCUCCCAUCUCAUUACUGCUUCUGGAGGUGUUUCCUGGGGAUGCAGGGUGUCCAUACCAACCCCAGCAGCAACCUUUGAGGUUGUGGUGCUUUUCUGAGACUCAGGCUCAAACACCAGGUUGGAUAUGAGGAAAAAAUUCUUCUCAGAAGGAGUGGUGAGGUAUUAGAAAAGGCUGCCCAAGGAGGUGGUGGAGUCAGCAUUGCUGGAGGUGUUCAAGGAAAGGGUAGAUGUUGCACUAAAGUGACAUGACUGGGUGGCUGAACUAGAUUAUCUUACUGAUCUUUCAAACCUCAAUGAUUCUAUGGGCUUCCAAGGAGGUUCUUGCCCAGCCUAACUGCAGGUUUUGCGUUUCAGUGCUGGUUCUCCUCCAGGGCUUGUUAACCUCCAAACACAGGUGGUUUUGCUCCCUACAGUCUGCUGUCAUCCCACAGCUAGCCUAUUAGUGGUCUUCCCUUCUUCAUCCAUGCAUCUUUCUGUAAGAAGCUGAUAUGAUCACAGCACUUUCCUUUCAAACUGUGACACUUUUCCUAUCCCGCUCCAUCACCUUGGACCAAGGUGACUCAAGGCCAGGUUGGAUGGUGCUUUGGGCAGCCUGGUCUAGUGGAAGGCAUUCCUGCCCAUGGCAGCUGGAGCCAGAUGGUUUAUUAAGAUCCCUUCCGACCCAAACCAUUCCACUGUUCUAAGAAUUGCUGUUCUCCAGACACCUCUCUGGCACCAGUGCCAACAAACUGGAAAACCAACAGAGCCCUAGGCACUGUGCAGGUGUAGGUCCUACAGAAACGAGUGUUUAUGCCCUUCCACUGAUUGCGUGCUCAUUAAAACCCAAGCAAACCAACUUGACAGCUGAAGGUCGUGGGCACACCUGUUACGAGGUGCAUGGGGGGGGGAUUUUUGACCUUUGGGUGCCUUUGCAGGAGGAGGAAAGUGGGAACCACACGUGAGCAUUCCAAUGCACUGCAUUGCUCUCAGGCUGUUUGCUGUCGCCUGCCCUGCCUGCGAGCAGCGAUUGAUUUCCCUCCCACGUGGCACAGUGCCUAGUGCCACUGACCUGUGCCUCCACCUCACCUGUGAGCUGCCAUGGCCACGCUAGAGACGCUGCCAGUUCUUAGUGACCCAACGUACCCCAAUCCAGAGCACUUCCACGGGUUUGUUCCUCGGCCAUCCCAAAACACCUCCCGGAGCAUCAUGGGGAGCGUGGGGAGCGGAGUGGCCAACGACCAGGAGUUUGCCAUGAAGAGCGUGGGGACCCGAACGCAGAGCAGCGGCCGGCAGAUGGAGGGGUCACGCAAUGGGUUCUCCACAAGGGAGAUCUCCAACCGCUACUCCGGCGAGGAGAAGACGUACAAGUCAGAGAAGGUCUCCAAUUCCCUCUACAUCAACGGCGACCUGCGUAAGAGCGAGAAGGUGAAGAUGGACAUCUGUGGGAAUGUGACCACCAACAACGAGAAGAACAUGCCACCUCCUCCCCAGUACCGAGAGCCCAGUAACCCACCAAAGAUAUUGCCAAUCUCCGGCAAACUAGACCAGAGCAAUGAGCCCUUAGUUAGACCCUCAGCCUUUAAACCAGUAGUUCCUAAAAACUUCCAUUCCAUGCAGAACCUCUGCCCGCCGCAGAGCAACGGGGUGACAGAGAACAGAAAGAGCUUGAACCACGCCAACAGCAAUAGCCCAUCCGCACCCAAAAGUGGACUCGACAAGAGCAGCCUUAACAGGACUACAAACCAAGUGGGAGGCCUUUCGGAUUCGGGCCGUAACUCGUUAACGAGUCUGCCCACGUAUGGGACAGGCUACAGCCAGCACGUGGGCCCCAUGAGCGCCUCGACCAGCCACAUCAACCGCAUCGGCACGACCUACACGGACAAGAACAUCGUGGGGUACAACGGGAUAUCUACCUCAGACAGCGGCCGCUCCUCGAGCAAGAGCACCUCGUCGUUCAACAGACUGAACCAUCUCAACGAAACGAUGCCUUUCCACUCUCCUUCCACCGACGACAUCAUCCAAGACUUGGAAGACAGGCUGUGGGAGAAGGAGCAGGAGGUGCUCCAGAUGAGAAGAAACUUGGACAAGAGCGAGGCAGCCAUCUUCCAAGUGUUUGAGGAGAAGCAGAAGAUCUGGGAGCGGGAAAUGGAGGAUCUCAGGCAAAACUACGCCAACAAAUUGCAGCAGGUCUCUAAAAAGGCGCAGCGGGCGCAACAGGCCUUGCAGCUCCAGAUAUUCAAGCUGCAGCAGGAGAAAAAAAAACUCCAGGAUGACAUGGGGCAACUCCUGCAGCAGCGAGAGGAGCUGGAGAAGAAAUUUGUGGCUUUCAAGAAGGAGCAGGCUGAGUUUCUCCCGAAGAUUGAAGAGACCAAAUGGGAGGUGUGCCAGAAGGCGGGUGAGAUCUCCCUGCUUAAGCAGCAACUGAAGGAUUCCCAAGCAGACGUCUCCCAGAAGCUGAACGAGAUUGUGGGGCUGCGGACACAGCUCAAGGAAGGUAAGAACUUCCUCCGGGAGAAGGAGGAACAAAUCCUCACCUUGAAGGACUCCUACAGCUCCAAGAGCGUCAACCUGGAGAUCUGCGAGAGCGAGCUGCAGCGGAAGAUGAGCGAGGUCCAGGUGCUGAGGGAAAAACUGAACCACUGUGAGCUGGAGGUCUCAGGACUGAAGCGGACACUUGCCAGCAUGGGACCUCCGGGGCCUUUUGGUGGGGACCUGGCUGAGAAGCUGCAGGACCCGCUGGCCUGUGAAAGCGACGAGGCCAAGAUGCAGAGGCAGAGCAGCGAGGACAGCGUCAACGCGCUGCGGAAGGAGGUGGAGAGGCUGCAGACGGAGCUGAAGCUGGAGCGGCAGCAACGGGAGCAGCAGGUGAUGGACUUCGAGGAGGAACGGCGCACGUGGCAAGAAGAGAAGGAGAAAGUCAUCAAGUACCAGAAGCAGCUGCAGCUGAACUACGUGGAGAUGUACCAGAAGAACCAACUCUUGGAGCACAAGGUGAACGAGAUGAACACAAAGACCACCAGCCCGCCGCACACCGAGGAGAAAAAAACGUGGACUCCUUCCAGGCUGGAGCGAAUAGAGUCCACUGAGAUCUGAGGUGGGACCAGGACAAUACCCGUGAUUCUUUUUAUUGCUGUGCAUGUACUACCUGCUCAAGCCAGUGGUCCUCUGAAGGAUAACACAAUACCGUAGGAGCGGUGUGAGGUGGCUUGCACUGAGCUCCAUCACCCUUACUCUAUUCUUCUGUGCUCUGUAGGUAAAUAACCGUGGACGUGCGUUGUUUUUCUAUCGAUAAAGCGACAUCUCUUUGUUUGGUUUUUUUUCCUAGUACAGCUGGUGAGGGUCAAUUGGCUCAUUUGUAAUCUGCCGUGACUGUUACUUCACUAGAGGCUGCCAUCCCCUCUCCUACAAUUCACCCCUCUUUGGUUGGUUGUUUUGGAGGGUUGUACUUGGUUUCUUUGGUUUUCCAAGCACUUCUGUGCAGCAAAGCAGUGCAAAUUUGGCAGGUUUUUUUUUAAUUUUUUUUUUUCUAGGGCAUUUUUAGCCACAUUGGCUAACGAAGCAGAGCUCUUGGGAUCAUGAGCAAACUCACUGUUUUGCAUCAAGUAUCUUGUCUAGACAACGGUCUUAGUGAAGUCAGUGGGAGAUUGGCCGCUGAUUUCACUGAAACCAGACAUAUCUCCAGCAGAUGACUCUCUCUUGCAGCCCAUGGCUAGCAUGGUUGCAAGAGGUUAGGACCUACUUGUGAAGCAGUGUGAGCUAGUCCUGGUAACAUAAGCCAACAAGGAGUGGUUACUCAGUAGGAGCCUUGUUUGAGACUCAACAGAGCUUGGUACAUGCUGUGUUUUCGUUUUGUUGUGGUUUCUGUCUUCAUUUCCACUUGCCUCCUGGGUUGUGACCUGAUCCUGGGAGCAUAAAUACCCUCCCACCUCUGCCUUGAUCCCUCUGUUCUUAAAUAUAUUCAUGCUGGAUACAGAAAAGAAAAAAAAAAUAUUAGAUCCAAGCUAGUUCCCUUUCUCCAGAGUCCUCUGAAUUCCCACAGUCAAUGGAACAAGGUUUGGGGAACCCCCAAACCUGUGGGUUGUUUAUGCAAACAGAAGCUUUAGCAAUUUCCCAAUAGUGGACAAUUGUACUAACCCAUUCCCAAAAGAGAGACAGUUUGGUGCAUUCUCUCUGCCCAGGGUCUAUUUACAAAUGGCAUCCAAGCCUCACUCAGGAGCUGCAGGGAGCACAUAUCAGCACUACCACUAGAUUGCAGUGAGGGAAGUGAGCAUCAGCCUUCAGCACAACCAUUUGGAAUAGUGCCCAUCGUGAUCCCACAUGGCAUCAUCUAUUCCAGGAUUAGAGAUAAUGCAGGGCCAGCUUAAGAAAAUUGUCAGCUACUAACUCAGAGUAUGAGAGCAUUCAUAAGAAGACACAGUGCUUAAGAUCAUACAAGUGCUUAUGCCCUGGCAGAAGAAUAAUAACCAAAUCCUACAUGUGCACUCACUGAACAUGAUGCAGACACCAAAACACAGCAUUUCACUUUAAAAGGUGGGCAAAAUUCUCCCUUUCACAGACACUUUUCUACCAUGAUCUACAGCAAAGAAUAAAAAGUGCUGUAAAGUGGGAUUUGUACUGACUGGGCAGUAGCCAAAGGAUCAAUGCAAGUGGAAAUUUAGGCUCUUUUCCCUGAGGAGCAGCUAGAAGAACAAAGGCAGAAUUUAUACCUUGGGAGGCCUGUAUGAGGUGACUUCAGGGAGGGUUUGGACUGAUGAUGCCUGCACAAUAAGGAAGAACCUCAGAGUGUUGAGAGGCUGAAGACCUUUCAAACAAAAGUCCAGAAGCCACUUUCCUUCCACAUUCCCUUCCCUCUGAGCACUCCCCUCUCUGUCACCAGAUCUGACCUUCAUGCUGGGGUGAUGUGGUGUUAUGGUGAGCUACAGACUGAGCAAAGAGGCUGAGCAGGACAGAAGGGACUCCACUGAUUUCACCAACCUCCAGCCAAAGUCAACAGACAGUGCUACAGUGAGGAGCUGCUGGUAGCUGGCAGUGAUCCCUGGAGCUGUAAAACAAAUGGAGAUGUGCAAUGAGACCAGGGUAUUUCAAGACUCCAGUCCUCCAGCAAGGACCUGGCAGAAGGUCAUUGGCACAGAACUGCUUCAACCUGCUGGAAUCAAUGGAGCAGGUCCUUGGUCCCCAUGCCAGCCCUCCUCUUUGCUUUGGUGUUUCAGAGGCUGCAGCCUGAGCCAGAGGCUCUAAAGACAUCCUACAUAUGCUGCAUACACCCUUAGCAGGUAGAUCCUUGGGCUUCCUCCAUUUCAUACACUGAGCUUUGUAGAUGGAGCAGAACACCCCACAAUGUCAGGGUUGAAGUUAUGAUGUCUUGUGUUAUCUCAGCUUUCUGUGCCUCUCUUUCCACAUCUGUAUCGUCUUCCAUCCCAAAGCAGCUGACAGGGCCUUGUGCUUGUGAAGGGUUUUGCAGUCCUUGGACAUAAAGGGCAAAGCAUGGAGGAAAUGUAAGAAAUGCAAGAAGUUUCAAGUCUCAAAUGCCUGUCUCUUGAUGAUUUUGAAGCCACCACACAAAAAGGAAACAGUCCAUCAACAGAAAGUACCCUGGCCAUAAGAUGGGUCCAGUGAUCUAUUUCACUGUUGGGUCAUCGUUCUUCACAGCCCUGCUGAAUUUGAGGUUGGUUUCCUAUUAACCAUUGCAAGAACCAGGCUUUCAGUCAGUGGCUCAAGAACUCCUACAGUGAUUGAAUUUUGAGUAUCUGAUGUUGAGGAGGUGUACGUUACGUUUCCCCACUGCGUUAACAUCCAAGAGGAACUGGCACCAGCAUCAUCCUGUGGGACACCUUCUCACCAGAGCUCCUCAUUAGUCCAGGGGCAGGAAAAACAGGCUCCCCACGUACCCAAAUCCCCCCAGCAGCAAUCAGGCAAGCCCUCCAGUGUUCCAGGCUUGCUCUGUCAUCUUUUUCCCAGAUGUUUAGGGUUUGUUUUUUUUGUUUUUUGGGUUUGGUUUUUUUUUUCAAGGAUGAAUGUGUCUUGACAGUCCCAGCGAAACCUGGAAGCAGCAGGGUUGUCUGAUUGCUGCCCAGGUGCCAAAAUAGUGUUUUGAUGACAUAUCCGAAGAACAGCUAAGAAGAGUCACAUCUUGUCCUCCUUUGAAGUUCAGACAGGGUUGGUAAAAAGCUUCUGUCCUAGAGAGUUUGGGCUUGACCAUAUCCCAGGUACCCCGUCCAUCUUUGCUCAUCCAGCUCUAGAGCUGAUGGGAAUCCAUGUGAUGUACUCAGGUGUAAUUCUUCAGGUUCUGGUAUUGCCCUCAAAAUCUUGCAUGUGAUCAGUGUUUUUACUGAAGCAAGUUAGAGAUAAAUUGUUUUAUAACUUGUCUCUAACAGUAAGAGCUUUGAGUCACAAGGGGUUCAGGUCAAUUGUCCACAGAUAGGAUUUAGAGCCACUAGAGAUGGUCUGAGAUACCUGAUACAUGGGGCAGACCAACAUUACCCGAGCCCUGUGGAAGAACGAGCCAGAGGUGGGAAGACCUGGAGCAUUCCUAGUGGAAUACAACCCAUAUGCAGGAAACUGAGUCAUGCUGCAUGCACACAGCUGUUAUAUGAACAAAUGCAGGGCACUGAUUAACUCCAGCAAAUUCCACCCAUGAGGACUUAGGCUGACCAGCUCUCCUGAUGCAAGCAGAGGAGCAAGCAGCCCUUCUGACCAGUUCCUGGGAGUGAAGUUGAUUUGCUCCACCAUCACGGUGAGGCUGCUGUGAUCCUGUUGCUACAAGGUGCCCACCCAACUAAGGUAGCACCCUUUGCACAGACAGCAUUUCUUUCUCUCCCUGGCUGUGAUGCUUCACACGUUUUGCUUCACACAGUCCCACUCAGGUUCUGCCAGCGUCUCGUGGCAACCAGCUGGAGUUCCAGCUGUCACUAGUGUAAUGCCACAGGGAGAUCUCCUCUGGGUUUCCACUCAAGAUAGGAGUUCAGUCGUUGUUCUUACACUGCUAUGUUAUAUGGAGACAAGUGUACUUGGAUGUGAGUAACAGCCCAGCUCUAUAUAAGGAUGAUUAAAUGAAGAGACAAGAAAGCUUUGUGGCUUCUACACCAGUGAAGGGGUUGGAAGUAGCAGCAGAUGUUGCAUUUGAGCACUGAGCAUUAUCUGGAGGGUGCUCAGCACCCUCUGAGCUUCUAUUGGCUGCACUGGAAAAUGGAUAAGGCUCAGCAAAUCCCAGGAAAGCAAUCUGCUUGGGAUCAGCUCCAAGAGAGCAGCCUGGUGUCACUUUGCGCUGCCUCCAUGCUUGCUUUCACCCUGAGCUAGGACUUACAAUUGCCCCCAGGUUAAGGCUGAAGUCCCCCUGCCCAUCUUAUAUCCCCAGAAAACCUCCUGCACUGGGGCUCCCAGUGGUGUCCCCCCAAGCUCCAUGGGAAGGACCAACCCACCCCCGUCCUGUCCCUCACUGUGGCACUUUACAGCUUGCUUGAGACAGCGAGCUCUGAGAAAUGUGACCAAAGAUCUCUGGAAAGCGUUGGACUGUGUGCUUGGAGCUGACUCCCAGCCUUCCCAGGAAGGAAGAGGCUGAUGUGGGCUGAGGGAGAGGACAGGGUAGAAAGGAGGGUACUUUUCACAGUUCCAGGGUGUCCCCAGCUGGUGAUGCCAGUGUCCUCCUUGGUGCCAAGUAUCUCCAUGUGUCACCCAGGGUGAGUAGGGACUCAGCAGGCAGGAUGGAUCUGAUUCCCCUUUUUUCUUGAGCAGUAAGGAGUUCAUCUGUAAGGAUGCACACCGCGCCAUUACACUUGUCUUCAGAGCCACAGGUCUGUAGUUUAGCAGUCGAAGGCCUGUUCUGGUUCAAUGUGAAUGGGCCAGGAAAAUGUGAGAGCCAGAGGUCCUUCUGACUGUCCCCUUGUUCCCUCCCCAGAUCACCACUGAGCAUCCUCAGCCUCUGCCAUGUGCCCCUGCACCAUGCUUCUGCCCCGUGGCUGUGCUGAGCUCUGCUCCAUUUCUGACAGGAAUAACAGCCUGCUGAUGGGCAGUGGCAGCCCUCACUUCUGUCUGGGAGCAUGUCCUGCUUGCUGUUACUAUAACCCCAUCUUUUCAGUCAAAGCCUUAAAGGGCACUUCACAGAGUUACCUUUCACCAAGAUCCCUCAUUCAAGAUCUGCUCACAAUGUUGCCUGUGUCCUGCUGCCCCUCUGCAUCAGCUCUCCAGACUCUCCUGCCUGAUUUCAGUUCAUUGAUGUAACACUGUCCCAGGAACACUCAUUGCCUUUCCCAGUGCUCUCCCAGACACUUCCAUUAACAAGCAGGAGCUUACACUGAGAGCAGCUUGCCCUGACCCUGCCCUUAGAGGACCUUCCUAGACUACUGAUCCUCACAUCUCUCCAUCAUUCCCAUGUCAGCUACAUCAGCCCUGUUUUAAUUCCAUGAGAGAUCUUGCUUCAUGCUGAAGAACAUCUCCGUGGCCUUUAAUCCUUUGAGAUCACUUCACGGGACUUCAAACCAUCACAAUACUAAACCCAGCCAGCACUGAGGCUUCCCCAGUCUUUCCACCCUUUGCAAAGGCAGGGGUGUAAGGGACAUAAAAGUAACCUUGAUCACACAGCUCCCGUGCCACUGGGUCCCCAUGGGGGCAAUGAGGCACUGGGAUCACAUCCAGCAGUUUUCAGAUGCCAGCUUCCCAAUCAGAUGUUCCACAUUGGCAGCACAACUGUCAGCAAAACAGAAGUGAGCCUGUGCACUUUCAGGAUAAGCCUCUUCCCAGUUUCUCUCCAUGAAGGGGGAUUGCAUCAGAUCUGGAUCCUGGGACAACCUCUGACACGUAUGGUUGUGUUUUCAGGGCUCCUCUACAGAUGUCUUUUCUAAGCAGAAAGUCUCUGCUUUCUGUCACAAAGCAAUAGGUUUUUCUGGGGAGGUUUAAAAAGGACACUUCCCAACUCUGAUACUUGCAGGCAAUCCAGUGCUCUCUUAAAUAUCAUCAUAACUCCAGUUCUGGGCUCUCCUUCAAAAAGCGAUGUGAGGCCAGGUCUGGCUCCAUAUUAGGAAUGUGAAAAAUGUACAAGCCUGGUGGUCCCCAUUCCUUCAGAGAGCCCACGUCCAGCAGGCAAUCAGUGUGGGUCCCUGGGAUGUGUGGACCAUCCUCCUUUGGUGCCCAUCCCGUGACUGUUACUGGGUGCCUGCAGCCAGUCAGCUCACUGCAGAUCACUGACAUGGGAGCCGCUGGGUCCCCAGAGGUGUCUGAACCCAAAAGUCAUAUUUGAUGACAGCCACGCACCAAUGGGAAACAAGGCUUUCCCAUUCCUGGGAGCCAGGCUGUCCUACGAACUCGCUCAGAGAUGAAGAUGCCCAUGGUGGCACACAGGUUCCCUUCCAGUAGCCGAAGGGAGCAAACAUGUCCAGGUAGAGCUCAGACACCGGUGCAAAAACGCACUGCCGCCGGUGCCAAAAUGCUGCACAACUGACCAAUGAGUCUAUGCAGUCCUUUCCCACACAGCAGUGUCCCUGCAGAGCCCAGCCCAAGGAGGCUGGGUCUCCUCCGAGGUGUCUUUGUUUGCACUCAUGUGGACCCGAUAAAUGCUGUGAGCUGAGAGGUGGCCCUUCAGGACUCACUCUCAGCCUUCACCUUGCACAGGGCAGUGCGGUUGCGAGGGUUUCCUCAUCCAAAAUAGAUGCACAUUCUUAAUCACUGGUUUCUGUGUCUCUUCUCCAGGAGAAUAGGCCCCUAAAACCCAGCUCCCCAAUAGUGGGAUGUCAGGUUGGGCGAGCCUGUGCCCCAAGCAAGCCUGUUGUCUGAUCUCACCAGCAAUAAAAGCCCCGUGGGAGAGCAGCCAGAGCUUUCCAGGCUGUGUGUGUGUGUGUAGGAUCUCUGCAUCAGACCCUUUGUCCAACGUUUUGGACCUGCCUGACUGUAAAUUCAACCCCAGCCUUGUGCUUCCCCUCCUCUGUUUGUUUCUUGAAGCCUCGAUCUCUCUCUGCUCUUACUGUGAAUUCAAACCAGAAGUGUUCUGAACUUGACUCUGUUACUGUUUGUUCUGCGUUGACUGUUGCUGGUUCUCUGAACUGCGUUUAACGAGACUUUGCAAAAAAAAAAAAGAAUAAAGAAAAAAAAAAAAAAGAAAAAGAAAAAGAAAAAAAAUUAUAUAUAUAUAUCUAUAUAUAAACUUAAAAAUAAAGUAUUUAAAAAGAAUUCCAUAAGGUUGGGUGUCUCUCCUGUCCACCAAUCACUUCCAAACACUGUUGUCUUGACUUUGCCUCUGGUCAGUGUAUUUAAAGAGAAGAGGUUGAAAAAUGAAGAGAUAAAAUGCAGCAUUCUGGGUUUUUUUUGUGCAGCGAAGGUGUAUCCGUUUAGAAAACUCUUGUUAAAACUAUACCACACUUCACAAUCUACUGCUAGUCUGUUGUACGUUUCCAUGGGGUUAUAAAGAUGUGAAGAGCUACUGCCUUUGCGAUUUUCUACAGUGAAUAUAUAUAUAUCUGUACAGAGGUAUGUAUAUAUAUAAAUAUAUAUGAAGAUCUAUAUGUAUACGUAUCUCUCACUCUCCUAUCUCUAUCUGACUGUGAAGGAUUUUUAUUGAGCAAAAUAAAAUGGAGAAAGGCCCCUUUUA
This is a messenger RNA of Lagopus muta (rock ptarmigan), 13304 nucleotides long. RefSeq names its product leucine zipper tumor suppressor family member 3 (gene LZTS3). The record is from RefSeq and is a predicted model, not a curated record. NCBI's taxonomy places the organism in Eukaryota, Metazoa, Chordata, Aves, Galliformes, Phasianidae. Gene Ontology annotation, cellular component: dendritic spine. The transcript is spliced from 4 exons. Gene Ontology annotation, biological process: regulation of dendritic spine morphogenesis. Bases 3827 to 5821 code for a protein of 664 amino acids.